AUGUCUGGCGAUAGUAACUCUAAGCCCAUUGUCUUCAUCGGCGCAGCGGGCGAGAUGUGCCGAAUCGCAGUGGAACGAUUCGCCAAAGCUAGUAAUGCCCAUUUUAUUCUUGCAGACAUCAACACCUCCGCCAUCGAAUCCCUUGCCGCCAACCUUCCUCCUGGUCGUGCAGAUACCCAGAAGCUCAACUUAUUCGACGAAAUAGCACUUGAAAAUCUCAUCAGGGGUGCCAGACUCGUCGUCUUAGGCGCAGGGCCGUAUGCGAAAACCUCUCAUCCCGUUGUUAGAGCGUGCAUCAAGGCGAAGGUUCCGUACCUCGACUUCGAUGAUGAUGUUGAAAGUACACAGGCCGCCCUUGCUCUCACCAAGGAGGCUGAAGCCGCUGGUGUACCCCUAUACAUUGGUUGCGGUGCUUCCCCCGGACUGAGUAAUGUCAUGGUUAUGGAUGCUACCCGCGAGCUCGACUCCGUUGACAGUAUCGAUGUAUGCUGGCUUGUUGGCGAUGAGGCAAGUGUUGGCAAAGCAGUGCUUCAACACCUAAUGCAUAUUGCCGCUGGGCCAUGCCUCACCUGGGUAAACUCUAAACCGGUGGUGAAUGAGUCAUGGGUUGGGACUACCUACGCACCCAUGUAUGCGGACGAUGGAGAGCGGCUCCUGCAUGAAACUGCCCAUCCGGAGCCAGUGACGCUUCCACGUCUCUUCCCAAAUGCCACUCGGAUUCAGUGUUUUGGCUCUCUCGAUCCCAAGCCACUCAACGGUAUCGCUCGAGGCCUUGGCUCUGCUGUUCGAUCGAAGUCCUUGUCAAUGGAUGAUGCAGUGAACUUCCUUUAUAACCUGGCAAUCAACCCUCCGCUAGCGGAAGGGCUGGGUGGCUUAGGUGAAGCUUUCAGGGCUUUCAAGGGUCAUCUUCGUGGAGGCGAUAUCUCCCUGAAAGAGCUUUACUACGUGAUCAGUCAGUCGGUUGGGCCUUUGAGAUAUGCCCUAUGGGGAAUGCUUGAACAGAUCUGGAAUGGUGAAUGUACUACCGCCGAGGUUGUGACUUAUAUUCUGAACGCGGCGACUGGCACGAAAGUCGAGAACCGAGGCGGCGCACUGGUGAGGGUGGUCGGUAUGCGAGGUGGUGUUCCAAUGGUGAUCACCAAACGCAGUCCAACGAAUGGGAAGGACUCCUACUUUAGUGCCACUAUGGGCACAGUUACAGGAACCUCCUGUGCUGCGUUCAUGGUCAUGGCUCUCGAAGGCGGCCACCAGCGUGGUGGUGUCUUCUGUCCGGAGGAUUGGGCUAAGCCCGAAGAAUUUUACCGCGCCUUGGAGCGAGUUGGAGUCCCCAAGCACGAAAUCAUCGAAUCCAUAUAA
Molecule: messenger RNA, 1356 nt
Organism: Penicillium subrubescens
Lineage: Eukaryota; Fungi; Ascomycota; Eurotiomycetes; Eurotiales; Aspergillaceae
Product: saccharopine dehydrogenase family protein
Exons: 1
Coding region: 1-1356 (451 amino acids)
Source: RefSeq, a predicted model, not a curated record